GUCUACAGUCACUUAGUGACAAGACACUGCUUGUUACCAUGGUACUCAAAGGCUGUAUCCAAGAUAAUGAGAUAUUUAAAAGUUCCCACAAGGCCAUUGAGCUUGGCCCUGGCUGUACAUGUGCAGUGAAGGACAACAGCGUGGUGGUCAGGGAGGAGAAGGACAAGAAAAGUCAUGAAGUCACUAACAAUGGAGACACAGACAAAGAUUUCUGGAUGUUAAAAGAUCCUGGACCACGACCUCAUAUUGAAGCUCCAUCUCUCAUCAACUCACUUCCUGCCAACCAGGUUACCACGGUAACCAGAGUGACAGUUCCUUCAGCGGGUAACUGUGAGGAAGGGAGCAAACUGUGUGUGAUUCUGUAGCUUCAUGUACGUGUACUUUAGCUGGUGCCUAGCUGUACAUACCUCAAUGUCUUAAUUCAAGUGGAGAUC
Molecule: messenger RNA, 434 nt
Organism: Mizuhopecten yessoensis (Yesso scallop)
Lineage: Eukaryota; Metazoa; Mollusca; Bivalvia; Pectinida; Pectinidae
Exons: 2
Coding region: 39-365 (108 amino acids)
Source: RefSeq, a predicted model, not a curated record